CACGCAGCUGGAACGAGAAGGGGCGGAGCGGCCUGGUCCCGCCUCCCUCGCCACGCCGGGGCCGCCGAGGCCACCGGGCCGCCGCCUCCGCCGAGAGCGUCGCCGCCGCCUCCCUCCGCCGAGGGAGCCGGGGGGCCUGACGCCAUCAUGCUGAGCCGGCUCGGGGCGCUGCUGCAGGAGGCCGUGGGGGCGCGGGAGCCCAGCAUUGACCUGCUGCAGGCCUUCGUGGAGCACUGGAAGGGCAUCACACAUUACUACAUUGAGACCACAGAUGAAAACACCCCUGCCAAGAAGACAGACAUUCCCUGGCGGCUGAAGCAGAUGCUGGACAUCCUGGUGUAUGAAGAGCAGCAGCAGGCAGCCAUGGGGGAGGCAGGGCCCUGCCUGGAGUACCUACUGCAGCACAAGAUCCUGGAGACCCUCUGCACGCUGGGCAAGGCUGAGUACCCCCCAGGCAUGCGGCAGCAGGUGUUCCAGUUCUUCAGCAGAGUCCUGGCCCAGGUGCAGCACCCUCUGCUGCAUUACCUCAGCGUCCACAGGCCUGUGCAGAAACUUCUCCGACUUGGUGGGACAGUUCCCGGAUCCGUUACAGAAAAGGAGGAGGUGCAGCUCACCACUGUCCUCUGCUCCAAGAUCCAGCAGGACCCAGAGCUGCUGGCCUACAUCCUGGAAGGUAAAAAGACUGUAGCUAGGAAGAAGGCAUGUGGAGAACCCGAUGCCCUACCUAAGGACACAGCCAGCCACAGGGACAAGGACUGCUCCCAGGAUGGUGCUCCUGCCAGGCCCCAGCGGGAUGGGGAGCCCUGUGGGGCCCAGACCUUGAACAACCCCCUGUUGACUGAGACUGAGGAGCUGGACGGUGGGACUGCAGAGAGCAACCUGAUCACUUCCCUGCUUGGGCUCUGCCGGAGCAAGAAAAGUCGGGUGGCCUUGAAGGCCCAGGAGAACCUGCUACUCCUGGUGAGCACAGCCUCCCCAGCAGCCGCCACCUACCUGGCACAGAGCAGCCCCUGCUGCCGCGCAAUCGUCUGGCACCUCUGCCAGCUGUACCGGUCAAUGCCUGCCUUCCUGGACCCCGCAGACAUUGCCACCUUAGAGGGCAUCAGCUGGAGGUUACCCAGUGCCCCAUCUGAUGAGGCUUCCUUCCCUGGCAAGGAGGCCUUGGCUGCCUUCUUGGGCUGGUUUGAUUACUGCGACCACCUUAUCACAGAGGCACACAUGGUGGUUGCGGAUGCCUUGGCGAAGGCCGUGGCUGAGAAGUUAUUCGUGGAGACCCUACAGCCCCAGCUCCUGCACGUGUCUGAGCCGAGCAUCCUGACCUCCACUGCCCUCCUCACAGCCAUGCUGCGCCAGCUCCGCUCACCUGCGCUGCUUCGGGAGGCUGUGACUUUCCUCCUGGGCACAGACCGCCAGCCUGAAGCCCCUGGGGACAAACCCUGUGCCCUGUAUGCUCACCUCAUUGGGCACUGUGACCACCUCUCUGAUGAGAUCAGCAUCGCCACACUCCGGCUGUUCGAGGAACUGCUGCAGAAGCCCGAUGAGGGGAUCAUCCGCAGCCUGGUCCUGCGCAACCUCGAGGGCCGUCCUUAUGUGGCCCGGGGCUCGCCAGAGCCUGAGAGCUACGAGGACAACCUAGAUCUGGAGGAGGACCCCUACUUCACCGAUAGUUUCCUGGAUUCCGGCUUUCAACCUCGAGCAAAGCCUCACCCUGUUCCUGCCACCAGUUACGAUGGCAAAACAGCAGUGACCGAGAUUGUCAACAGUUUCCUGUGCCUGGUCCCUGAGGAAGCCAAGACCUCUGCCUUCCUGGAGGAGACAGGCUAUGACACAUACGUCCACGAUGCUUAUGGCCUGUUCCAGGAGUGCAGCUCCCGUGUUGCGCCCUGGGGCUGGCCUCGGACCCCUAUACCUUUGGACCUCCAUGAGCCCGAGCGACCUUUCUUCGAGGGCCACUUCCUCCAAGUGCUGUUUGACCGCAUGUCCCGGAUUCUGGAUCAGCCAUACAGCCUGAACCUGCAGGUGACCUCGGUCCUGUCCCGGCUUGCCCUCUUCCCCCACCCCCAUAUCCAUGAGUACCUCCUGGAUCCCUACAUCAGCCUGGCCCCCGGCUGCAGGAGCCUGUUCUCCGUGUUGGUGAGGGUGAUCGGGGACUUGAUGCAGAGAAUCCAGAGGGUGCCCCAGUUCCCGGGCAAGCUGCUCCUGGUGCGCAAGCAGUUGAUGGGCCAGGCUCCUGGGGAGCAGCUGGACCAUCAGACCCUACUCCAGGGCGUGGUGGUGCUGGAGGAGUUCUGCAAGGAGCUGGCUGCCAUUGCCUUUGUCAAGUUUCCCCCGAAUGGUCCUCUCCAGAACGUCUCCCCAGCCCCGGAUGGGCAGAUCUGAGCCAGGAGCAGGGCGGUGGGAGACUCCUGUUUGCACCUCUGCCCCAGAGCUGCCUCCUGUCUGGCACUGCCACCGCCACCAUACUCCCCUCCUGGGAUUGGGGGCUUUGGCUCUUAUGCUCACUCAAGGAGGCCAUGGCAUGUUGACCACACCAGACUGGGUUUCAGGGAAUGGGCCUGCCAGGUGCCAAGGAGCCAAACAGAUGGCUUUCCAGGUGGCAGGGUCCUUGGGGCUUUCUUGAAGGAGCUGGGUGAUGGCCAGGUGAGCACCCAAACCCCAGACCCUCAGGUGCUCUGUGCUUGGCCCCCUCUGUACUGACCAUUUGUGGCCAGGGCCAAGACCUGUGACUCAACUCCACGGGCAAGAUGGGGAGUGAGCUGAUGCCUCCAAGACUGGUGGGGAGCCCAGGCAGGGAGAUGGGGCCUGGAGCCCUGUCUGUCACAUUAGGUAUCAUGGGAGCUGGUGAGACCUGACAUUUUGUCCCUUUCUUCAUGGCUUGGCCCAUGGAGGAGCAGUUAAUGGGAUUGUCGGGGAAGCCCCCUCUUCCUGCUCCGCUCCCCUGGAAACUGUUGUGAAACUCCUAGCCGCCUCAUGGCAAAUGCCCAAAGCAUGUUCCACACCCAGGCGGGGGCUGCUGCUAAUGAGAACCUUGGUGCAGCUGCUGCCAGGAGGGGAGCAGGCCCAGGAGCUGGGGAGCCGGGGAGCUGGGUGCCCGGCUUUGGUCCAGCUGGUUCCUCUGGCACCUUCUGAACCCGUCUCAGCAGGUCCACAGCACCUGGAUAGAGAGGUCAGAGACUAGGAGAGGCCGGGCCUCGCCCUCCCUUCUGCCCAGUGCCCAGUGUUCUUGAUGGAAGACCCUUCUGGGGGACCAGGGAGCUCAGGAGACAGAUGAGGGCAGGGCACUCCCAGACUCCAGGCCCCUGGGCCUGGCAGGGAGUGGCUGUGGCCCAGGCAGCCAGUCCUGGUGUUGUUCUCCCUGCCUGCCCUCCGUGGCUGGGGCUGCCACCCCACCCGGUCUGAAUCUGUCUUGACCUGCAGGAAUACACAGGCGGCGCCAGGCAUUACCUCACAGCAGGACUACACAGUUGCUGGCUUUGCUUCUGGGCAAGGAGGAGCAGGCCAGAGCCUCUUUCGCUUCCUUUUCUUGCCCAUGCUGCUUCUAGAAGCCAGGCACAGGUUGCCAAGGGGUGACACGAAACAGGAGGAAACUCAGUGACCUCUGCCUCUCCCGAAUUCCUCCCCGCGGGGGAGGACCUCGCCACUCUGAGAGCACUGUGCCGUGUGGGUACAGGAACGUGGGUUAAUGUGGACGGGUUAAUGCAGAUCUCCGUGGAUGAACUAGGAUUGGACUCCUAGAUUCAUAAAAUGUUCAAGGGUCUGGGAGUCACAGACCCUCCCCUCUCCUCAAUGCACUUUGGUGUCUGCACGGUGUCUUCCCCGGACAGCACAGCAAUAAAUGGUGUGAUUGCGUGGA
This is a messenger RNA of Callithrix jacchus (white-tufted-ear marmoset), 3853 nucleotides long. It is a transcript of the gene FHIP2B, whose product is annotated as FHF complex subunit HOOK interacting protein 2B. The record is from RefSeq and is a predicted model, not a curated record. Lineage: Eukaryota; Metazoa; Chordata; Mammalia; Primates; Cebidae.